Molecule: messenger RNA, 1986 nt
Organism: Aureococcus anophagefferens
Lineage: Eukaryota; Pelagophyceae; Pelagomonadales; Pelagomonadaceae
Exons: 1
Coding region: 1-1986 (661 amino acids)
Source: RefSeq, a predicted model, not a curated record
AUGCGUCGCCUCAUCGUCGCCUUGCUCGUCGCCGUCGCCUGGAGCUUCGGCGGUCCCGCGAAGCCCUACCCCACGGGCGCCUACGACGCGUCGUCGGCCCGGGCCUACUUCGGCCGCCGCCCGCUCCGCGUCGCCGCGCGGUCGCUGGAGAUCCUGUGGCGGUCGGCGGGCUUCGGCGCGGCGCUCGCCGGCGACGCCCUCGCCGGCGACGGCCCCGCGGGCCCGCGGGCGGACGACCGCGGCCGCGAGCUCACGGACCUGCUCGUCGCGCUCGGCCCGGCGUUCAUCAAGAUCGGCCAGAGCGCGUCCGUGCGCUCGGACCUGCUGCCGCCGCCCUACGUCAAGGCGCUGACGCUCCUGCAAGAGGACGUCCCGGCGUUCGCGUCGGCGGAGGCGCGCGCGAUCAUCGCCGCGGAGCUCGGGUCCGCGGCGUCGAAGCUCCGCGACGUCUCGCCGGAGCCCGUCGCCGCCGCGUCGCUGGGCCAGGUGCACCGCGCGACGUGGGACGGGCGGCCGGUCGCCGUCAAGGUCCAGCGGCCCGACGUCGAGGACCGCGUGGCGCUCGACAUGUACCUCGUGCGCGAGUUCGCGGCGCCGCUGGCGGCGAGCCUCGGCGCGCCCGGCGACGUCGUCGGCAUCGCCGACGCCUGGGGCGCCGGGUUGGUGGGCGAGCUCGACUACGAGGCCGAGGGCGCGAACGCGGCCGCGUUCGGCGAGAAGCUCGCGGCGUCGUCGCUCGACGGGCGGGUCUUCGCGCCGGCGGUCGUCGCCGACGCGACGAGCCGCCGCGUACUCACGACGGAGUGGGUCGACGGCGAGCGCCUCGACGAGACGGGCGCGCGCGACGACGUGCCGAGGCUCGCGAGUUUGGCGAUGAACAGCUACAUGUGGAUGAUGCUCGACUCCGGGCUCCUCCACUGCGACCCGCACCCCGGGAACCUGCUCCGGGCGCCGGACGGGCGCCUGUGCAUCCUCGACUGGGGGUUGGUGACACAGCUCGACGAGGACCUGCGGCUGACGCUCAUCGAGCACGUCGCGCACCUCGUGGCGCGGGACUACGCCAAGGUCCCCGGGGACCUCGUGCGCCUCGGCUUCGUGCCCGAGGGCGGCGAGGACGCCGCGGCGGACGCGGGCGUCGUCGACCUGCUCACGCGGGCGUACUCGAAGCGCGCGGAGGGCGGCGGCUUCGCGAACUUCGACGUCCCCGGGUUGAUCGACGAGCUCCGGGGCCUCUCGGCGGACGCGGGCGCGGCCAUCUUCCAGAUCCCGCCCUACUUUGCGUACAUAGCCAAAGCCUUCGCGACGCUCGAGGGCAUCGGCUUGGGCGUCGACCCGGACUACUCGAUCCUCAACGACACGCUGCCCUACAUCUCCGAAAGGAUGCUCUCCGACCCGUCGCCGCGCGCGGCGGGCGCGCUCUCGACCUUCGUCUUCGGCGCGGCCAAGGACGACGCGCGCGCGCGCGUCCUCGACGCGGACCGCGUCGGCUCGCUCCUCGACGGCGCGCGCCGCUACGCGUCGACGGACGUCGCGGUCGGCGGCGGCGGCGCGGAGCGCGCGGCCGACGCGAUCCUCGAUCUCCUGAAGGACGACACGCCGGCGUCGCGCCUCGUCGUCGAGCAGGUCGCGCUCGCACUCGGCGCGCGGACCCGGCGGCUCUGGGCCGACGCGCGCCGGCGCUCGGGCGGCGCCGGCGGCGACCGGUCGGUGCUCGGGUCCUUGGUGGACCCGCUGGGGCUCUUCCGCGGGUCGAAGCUCGUCACGGAGGACGACCGCGACGCCGCGGCGCUCGACGCGGCCGCGAAACUCGCGGCGCUCGCGUCCGAGCUCCUCGGCGACGCCGGCGGCGAUCCCGCGGACCAGCGCGCGCUCGCGUCGGCGCUCGCUUCGCGCCUGUGGGCGCGCCGCGAGGACCUCUCCGUCGUGACGAGGCGCGUCGCCGCGGAGUCCGCGCGGCAGACCGCGGACCGGCUCCGGAUAAAAUAA